UCUGUGUUGUGAGUUGUGAGGUGAGAAAGGGCUAAAAGGAGAUUGACAGGCAGUUGAAGGGGGCACUCGAGGUCAAAACAAAGCACCAUAGAAUUCUGUGUGUGUGAGUGAGAGAGAGAGAGAUGACCUCAGGCGGGAUCGAAGAUGAAGAGAAAUGGCUGGCGGAAGGGAUCGCCGGACUUCAACACAAUGCCUUCUAUAUGCAUCGCGCACUGGAUUCGAACAAUCUCAAGGACGCUCUCAAGUAUUCUGCUCAGAUGCUCUCCGAGCUUCGGACUUCCCGGCUUUCCCCUCACAAAUACUACGACCUUUACAUGCGAGCCUUCGAUGAAUUGAGAAAGCUGGAGAUGUUCUUCAAGGAGGAAGCGAGACGUGGUUGCUCGAUCAUUGAUCUUUAUGAACUUGUACAACAUGCUGGAAACAUCUUGCCUCGACUGUAUCUUCUCUGUACUGUUGGAUCUGUGUACAUUAAAUCAAAGGAGGCUCCUGCUAAGGAUGUUCUCAAGGACCUUGUGGAGAUGUGUCGUGGCAUUCAACAUCCUCUACGUGGGCUCUUCUUAAGGAGUUAUCUUUCUCAAGUCAGUAGGGAUAAAUUACCUGAUAUUGGUUCUGAAUAUGAAGGUGAUGCUGAUACUGUCAUGGAUGCUGUGGAGUUUGUGCUUCAAAACUUUACAGAAAUGAAUAAACUUUGGGUGCGGAUGCAGCAACAGGGACCUGCCCGGGAGAAAGAGAAACGGGAAAAGGAAAGGAGCGAGCUUCGUGACCUUGUUGGCAAGAACCUACAUGUUCUCAGUCAAAUAGAGGGUGUUGACCUUGAUAUGUACAAAGAUACUGUGCUUCCAAGAGUGUUAGAGCAGGUUGUUAAUUGUAAAGAUGAGCUUGCCCAGUAUUACUUGAUGGACUGCAUAAUCCAAGUCUUUCCUGAUGAGUACCACUUGCAGACUCUUGAGACGUUACUGGGUGCCUGCCCUCAGCUUCAGCCAACUGUUGACAUCAAGACAGUGCUCUCCCAACUAAUGGAGAGACUAUCAAACUAUGCUGCUUCGAGUGCAGAAGUUUUGCCUGAAUUCUUGCAAGUAGAAGCUUUCACCAAAUUGAGCAAUGCCAUUGGGAAGGUGAUUGAAGCACAGGUUGACAUGCCGGUAGUUGGAGCUGUAACUUUAUAUGUGUCUCUCCUGACAUUUACUCUUCGUGUCCAUCCAGAUCGUCUUGAUUACGUAGACCAAGUUCUGGGAGCAUGUGUGAAGAAACUUUCUGGUAAAGCAAGAAUUGAAGAUGCCAAAGCAACAAAACAAAUUGUUGCACUCCUGAGUGCACCAUUGGAGAAAUACAAUGAUAUAGUGACUGCACUGAAUCUUUCUAACUACCCGCUAGUGAUGGAUCACCUUGAUAACGCAACAAAUAAAGUGAUGGCUGUUGUUAUUAUUCAAAGCAUAAUGAAAAACAACACUUACAUUUCAACUGAUGAUAAGGUUGAAGCCCUGUUUCAAUUGAUAAAGGGGCUUAUUAAAGAUUUGGAUGGAUCUCUUGUCGAGGAGCUUGAUGAGGAGGAUUUUAAAGAGGAGCAAAAUUCUGUUGCACGUCUUAUCCACAUGCUGCAUAAUGAUGAUCCAGAGGAGAUGUUAAAGAUAAUAUGUACCGUGAGGAAGCAUAUUCUAACUGGAGGACCAAAACGCUUACCAUUCACUGUCCCUCCCCUCAUUUUUUCUGCACUCAAGUUGAUUAGACAGUUGCAAGGUCAGGAUGGGGAUGUGGUUGGAGAAGAUGUGCCUGCGACACCAAAGAAGAUUUUUCAGCUCCUGAAUCAGACUAUUGAGGCUCUCUCAUCUGUUCCAUCACCUGAAUUAGCAUUAAGAUUAUACUUGCAAUGUGCAGAGGCUGCCAAUGACUGUGAUCUUGAACCUGUUGCAUAUGAAUUCUUCACUCAAGCAUUUAUACUGUAUGAAGAAGAAAUUGCGGAUUCUAAAGCCCAGGUGACUGCAAUACACUUAAUAAUAGGAACCCUUCAGAGGAUGAAUGUAUUUGGUGUUGAAAACAGGGAUACUUUAACACACAAGGCUACAGGGUACUCGGCAAAGCUUUUAAAGAAGCCUGAUCAGUGCAAAGCAGUUUAUGCGUGUUCACAUCUCUUCUGGGUAGAUGAUCAGGAUGGUGUGAAGGAUGGAGAAAGGGUCCUACUUUGCCUAAAGCGUGCUUUAAGGAUUGCAAAUGCUGCCCAACAGAUGGCUAAUGUUACACGGGGUAGCAGCGGACCUGUCACACUCUUUGUUGAGAUACUGAACAAGUACCUCUACUUCUUUGAAAAGGGGAACCCGCAAAUUACUAGUGCAGCAAUCCAGGGUCUAAUCGAGCUAAUAACAAAUGAGAUGCAAAGCGACACCACAACAGAUCCAUUUGCAGAUGCUUUCUUUGCCAGCAGCCUCCGCUACAUUCAGUUCCAAAAGCAGAAAGGUGGUGGUAUGGGUGAAAAAUACGAGUCCAUCAAGGUGUGAUUUGCAGAAGAAUAGAUAUAGAAGUGACAGACAAAUUGCUUUGUUUUGGAGCUUUAUAAUGAUUUUAUUUCUUCGGCUUUCUAUCUCGCCGAAGAAAUAAUGAGGUGACUGCAUUUUUACAAGGGGGAAUUAACCGAUCGAGGAGGGGCGGGGGUGUCUGUUCACUUUCUUGGCAGCAUUCUUUUUCUGAGGGGACAAUCCGUUAUUUCUAACAUUACUGCCACACUUGUUGCUGCCCAUCAAUUGAUUAACCAAAUCAAGCAUACACUCAUACUACGAUAAUUUGAUUUCAUAAAUAGUCUUUUCAGGGUUACAAUGAUAGUUAGCCGUUUGAAGGGUGUUUUUUUUUUUUUUGUAUUUUUUGUCACUGCUCAGUUGUUCAAGAAUUAAUUAGUUCAAUAAUAAAUAUGUACUUUCGGUCAUUUUCUUGAAAA
Messenger RNA from Nelumbo nucifera (sacred lotus), 2926 nucleotides. Its product is annotated as vacuolar protein sorting-associated protein 35B-like. Lineage: Eukaryota; Viridiplantae; Streptophyta; Magnoliopsida; Proteales; Nelumbonaceae. Gene Ontology annotation, cellular component: retromer complex; late endosome; retromer, cargo-selective complex. Gene Ontology annotation, biological process: retrograde transport, endosome to Golgi; intracellular protein transport. The record is from RefSeq and is a predicted model, not a curated record.